This is a messenger RNA of Dunckerocampus dactyliophorus (ringed pipefish), 4944 nucleotides long. RefSeq names its product synaptojanin-1-like. The transcript is spliced from 31 exons. Lineage: Eukaryota; Metazoa; Chordata; Actinopteri; Syngnathiformes; Syngnathidae. Gene Ontology annotation, biological process: phosphatidylinositol dephosphorylation; synaptic vesicle endocytosis. Bases 179 to 4939 code for a protein of 1586 amino acids. The record is from RefSeq and is a predicted model, not a curated record. Gene Ontology annotation, molecular function: phosphatidylinositol-4,5-bisphosphate 5-phosphatase activity; nucleic acid binding.
CAGCGGAGUCUCAGCCCGGCGGUGAGCUUCUUCCUCCUUACCGAUGUUUGUUUUACAACGACACUCGUCCCAGUGGAGCUGACUCUACAUUUGCCGGAGGCUUUUUUUUAUGUUCAACCCGCGACCAGAGGGGUUGUUUGUCUAGUCCCAUUAUAGGUCCUUCCUUUUGGGAUCAAUAAUGGCCUUCAGCAAAGGUUACCGCAUUUACCACAAGCUGGACCCGCCUCCCUACAGUGUCAUCGUGGAGACACGAGGCCGGGAGGAAUGCCUCAUGUUUGAAUCUGGGGCCGUUGCUGUCCUGUCGGCAGCUGAGAAGGAGGCCAUUAAAAACACAUAUUCCAAGAUUGUUGAUGCCUAUGGAAUCUUGGGCGUGCUCCGCCUCAACCUGGGUGACUCCAUGCUCCACAGUCUGGUCGUGGUGACCGGCUGCAGCUCCGUGGGCAAGGUGCAGGAGUCAGAGGUGUUCCGGGUGACACAGACAGACUUCAUAUCGCUGAAGAAUGAUCCCGGGGACGAGGAGCGCAUCGCCGAGGUGCGCAAGGUGCUGAACUCAGGUCACUUCUACUUCGCCUGGUCUUCCACCGGUGUCAGCAUGGACCUGAGCCUCAACGCCCGACGGAGGAUCCUUGAGGACACCACGGACAACCGCUUCUUCUGGAACCAGUCCCUGCACCUGCACCUGAAGCACUACGGCGUCAACUGCGACGACUGGCUCCUGCGGCUGAUGUGCGGCGGCGUGGAGAUCAGGACCAUCUACGCCGGACACAAACAAGCCAAGGCCUGCAUCUUCUCACGCCUCAGCUCGGAGCGGGCUGGCACGCGCUUCAACGUGCGCGGAACCAACGACGACGGGCAGGUGGCCAACUUUGUGGAAACGGAACAGGCUAUUUUCCUGGAUGACAGCGUGUCGUCCUUCAUACAGAUUCGCGGAUCCAUUCCACUGUUUUGGGAGCAGCCGGGAAUCCAGGUCGGCUCUCACCGCGUCAAACUCUCCCGGGGAUUUGAGGCAAACGCGCCAGCCUUUGAGAGACACUUCACCGCCCUGCGGAGGUUGUAUGGGAAACAGGUGAUCAUCAACCUGCUUGGCAGUAAGGAAGGAGAGCACAUGCUCAGCAAAGCCUUUCAGAGUCACUUGAAGGCAUCGGAGCACGGUGCGUUCGUGAAGAUGGUCAACUUCGAUUAUCAUCAAAAUGUGAGGGGCGGCAAGGCGGACAAGCUGCACAGCGUGCUCAAACCUCAGCUCAGCAAAUUUGUUGACGAUUGUGGCUUCUUCUACUACUCAGGGGACAUGGGCAUCACCAGGAGCCAGGGUGGCACCAUCAGGACCAACUGCCUGGACUGUUUGGACAGGACCAACAGUGUCCAAGCCUUCUUUGCUCUGGAGAUGUUGCCCAGGCAGCUGGAAGAAAUGGGUCUGACUGAGAAGCCGCAGCUGGUGGCCCGCUUUCAGGAGGUGUUCAGAACCAUGUGGUCUGUCAACGGAGACUCGGUCAGCAAGAUCUACGCUGGCACUGGCGCCCUGGAUGGCAAGGCCAAGGCGGGAAAGCUCAAAGAUGGCGCUCGCUCUGUGACGAGGACGAUCCAGAACAACUUCUUUGACACCUCCAAACAGGAGGCAAUCGACAUCCUGAGGCUGGGCUCCACACUGAACAGCGACCUGGCUGACAAAGCUCGGGCCUUGCUCACCACUUCCAGUCUUUACGUCACUGAGCCCGUCUUGCAAUCAGCCUCCCCCAGGGUACUGCUGGGAAUGUGUCAGAACUUCCACAAGUACACGCGGCCCAAACAGAUCCGGGUGUGCGUCGGCACCUGGAACGUGAACGGCGGCAAACAGUUCCGCAGCAUCGCCUUCCGCAACCAGACUCUCAACGAUUGGCUGCUGGACGCGCCAAAGAUCGCAGGACACCCAGAAUUUCAAGAUAGUAAAGCUAACCCAGUUGACAUCUUUGCCAUCGGCUUUGAAGAAAUGGUUGAGCUGAACGCUGGAAAUAUUGUCAGUGCCAGCACCACCAACCAGAAGCUGUGGGCUGCUGAGCUACAGAAAAACAUCUCACGGGAUCACAAGUACGUGCUGCUGGCCUCCGAGCAGCUGGUGGGCGUGUGCUUGUUUGUUUUCAUCCGUCCGCAGCACGCGCCCUUCAUCAGGGACGUCGCAGUGGAUACGGUGAAAACGGGAAUGGGUGGGGCCACGGGCAACAAAGGGGGCGUGGCCAUCCGGCUGCUUUUCCACACCACCAGCAUCUGCUUCGUGUGCUCCCACUUCGCAGCGGGGCAGUCGCAGGUAAAGGAGAGGAAUGACGACUACAACGAGAUCACGCGCAGACUCAGCUUCCCCAUGGGUCGUUUGCUCUACUCGCAUGACUACGUCUUCUGGUGCGGAGACUUCAACUAUCGCAUCAACCUGCCCAACGAGGAAGUGAAAGAGCUGAUCAAACAACAGAACUGGGACACUCUAACUGCUGGUGACCAGCUCUUUGACCAGAAGAACGCUGGUUUGGUGUUUCGAGGAUUCAUUGAGGGCAAAUUGGACUUUGCCCCGACAUACAAGUACGACCUCUUCUCAGAGGACUACGACACCAGCGAGAAGUGCCGCACGCCAGCCUGGACUGACCGCAUCCUCUGGAAGAGGAGAAAGUGGAACUUUGACAAAACAGCAGAGGAAAUGAAUGUGGUCGGAGCAACGUCAACAUCAGCAGAGAGCGAGGAUGACCCAGAGCAUCCCUGGAGCCCUGGGAACCUGAAGUACUAUGGCAGGGCGGAGCUGAAGACCUCAGACCACAGGCCCGUGGUCGCCAUAAUGGAUGUGGAUAUUCUGGAGGUGGAUCCGGAGGCUCGGCACCAGGUCUACAAAGAUGUCAUCGCCCUGCAGGGUCCUCCAGACGGCACCAUCCUGGUGUCCCUGUGCUCCUCCGGCCCCGAUGACUACUUUGACGACCCGCUCAUUGACGAGCUGCUGGACAAGUUUGCUAAUUUUGGAGAAGUGAUCCUCAUCAGGUUUCUUGAGGAGAAGAUGUGGGUGACAUUCCUGGAGGGUUACUCUGCUCUUGCUGCUCUGUCGCUGAGCGCUUCAACUGUUCUUGGCAAGGUGAUUGACAUCCGCCUGAAGAGUCCCGGCUGGAUCAAGAGUCUGGAGGAGGAGAUGAGCGUGGAGAGGAUCUGCGGGAGCAUCCCGACGUCAGCCAGCUCCACCCUCCUGGCUGAGGACGCCGACAUGGGUGACGAUGACUACGACAUGGAGGGUGAUGUGGAUGAGGAGGUGGAGGCCAUCCUUCCUCAGCACCUCCAGCCAUCAAUGGGCUCUGGACCUGGAUCUUCUCCUCUCCCCUCCCCUCGCAGCAGUCCUUGUGCCUCGCCCACCCACGGGGAGCCCACAGUACCCAUCAGGCCUGGACGCGCCGCUCAACCAGUCAGACCAUCACACGGACCUCCCGUGGACUUCCAGCCUGGUGCUCCGACACCACAAAACCUGGAGCCCAAACGCCCACCACCUCCUCGGCCCAAUGCCCCCCCAGCAAGACCUGCGCCUCCCCAACGCCCACCACCACCUUCAGGAGGCAUGAGCCCUGUACCUGUUAGAAAGGACUCUGGAGGAUCAAAAAGCCCGGCGCUCCCUCGGCCCAGUGCCGCUGCAGGUCGAGGCCAGGUCGUCUCAGGACCUCCUGGACUAGCAGGCGCUGCGAGGCCGAAUCUUCCUCCUCGAGCCGGCGUGAUCAGCAUGCCCCCACAAUCUCGUCCUCCUCCUCCGUCCCACCCAGGCGCUCCCCGCCCCAUCCCAGAGGUGCACCCAGGAGCCCCAAGACCCAUCACUGACACCCACCCAGGAGCCCCGCGACCAGGGCCGGGUGGCCCCGCCAUCACACCUGAUCUUCCUUCAGGACCUGCUCCUACAGCGCCCCCUGCUGUGAGACCAUCUGCACCGGCACCAACACAACCACAGCCUGCUGCCCUGGUUCCGUCUCACCUGCCUCCCCCGAUGCAGCCCACGCCAGCUGUGGCUCCUCCCCCUACUGCUGGCGCCACCGCCGCCACCCCCUCUGGCCCUGCUCAGACUCUGGCCUCCCCAAAACCGCCACCACGUUCCCGCUCCCAUCACGCUCUGCCACCCGACGCCACCAAGGCCGACUCAGCCGCCCAGACAAACGGACUCAAUGGUGCCCAGUGGAAGCCCAACCCCUUUGACGCUUUUACAUCCGACUUCCUCCCCUCGUCAUCUUCUCCCUGGCAGACCACCCAAUCCCUGACCCGAGGCUCCUCGCUGAGGACUCCCCCCUCAGUUCCCACCUCCUUGACCCUGCCCCAUUCCUCCUCGUCCUCACUGGCCGCCACCCUGCUCCCGCCUCCUCCCUCUAUGCCUCGCAGUCGCUCCCAGGAGGCGCUACGGGCCUCACCGAACCCGUUUACAGCUGACCCGCUCCCAGCCCGACCUAGCAGCACCAACCCGUUCACCGGCUCGCUGACGCAGCAGCAGCAACAGCUUCAAGCUCACCAAUCGCUGGACUUCAUCACCCAGACGCCGCACCACCAGUGGUCGGCUCUUUCUGAGCCUCUCAUUCCCACCCCCGCAGCGGCCCCCAAGCCUCUCUCUAGAACCAUGUCCCUGUUUGGACCCUCACAAGCCCCUGCCCUGCCUCCGGCCCCUCCGUCGUCCCUCCCACCCAUGCUCCCGCCCCGCCGGCAGCCACCUCUCCAGAGGGGCAAACCAGCGCAGCAGUGGGUAACCUUCAACGAUGACUUCGACUUCCCUCUCCCCGCUAAAACCCCGCAAGCUUUGGUGAGCCAAACUCUGCCCCACAGCUCCACCCCUCUCACCGAGCUGGACUGGUUAACCCCGACCCCGGCCUCGACAUUCCCGACGCUCCCUCCUCCCAUCCCAUCACGGAAGCUCCCAGACGGGUCCAGUCAGAGCUGCCUCUUCCCCAGCGAGCUGACAGAAAGAUGACCUGA